GGCUGUGUGUAUAUAUUCAAACGUUUGUCUUUUGCGAAUCUAGUAUUCAGAUGGUAUCACAUCGGGAACAUCACAUACACACAUCCUGGGUAUUUGAGCUUUCAGUAAGUGCCUUCUUGUUUCGACACCGUUAAUCAGACAACAAGCUGUGCUCGGUGUGCUGUCAUCCAUCACGUCAGAACUCCAGUGUUCUGAAUAGAUACGAAUGAACAUAUCUAUUGAUAUAUGGAUAUAACCGUUGGUAUACGGCGUUAAAUGUUAGUGGAUAGUAUUAGCCCGGAUAUCUAUUGAUUUGUACAGAGCGUAUCUGCUCAGAUACAUCACGUGACCACACAGUCAACGUUGUUUUGUAUCCCAGCCGUAUGUAGAGGGCCAUUGUCUUUAUUCUACUUGUAUACACGCAUAAAAAAUAUGCAAAUCAAUCAGUGUUUAAAUUAUACAUAACAUUAUGGAGCGACCUAACAACAGCAAGCUAUGGAUACAUCAAAAAGAGUUCAACGCAGAGAUAGUCAUCAGCCCAGAUGUACUGAUCGUCGGCGUAGGUGAUGUGGUGGGGGUACGCUGCUUGGAUGUAUUUGGUACUAAUGGCAGUAACCAGGGUAACGGUAGCAAUGGUAACGAACUGUACCUGGAAGUAACCCAGAAUACCAUACAGGAGGGGUUGGCGCUGAAGAAGAAGAACGGCACAGUCAGUGUAGCGAAAGAGGUCGCUGAGACGUUUGGAUUCCAGCCAAGACAGGAAGUGUUCCUGAGGCUGGUUGAGCCCCUGAGUGUGUCGGUAGAACUUGUGGAAUUGGUGUUCAAGGAGCA
This is a messenger RNA of Sphaeroforma arctica JP610, 810 nucleotides long. RefSeq lists its product as hypothetical. The transcript is spliced from 2 exons. Gene Ontology annotation, biological process: positive regulation of autophagy; negative regulation of TORC1 signaling. The record is from RefSeq and is a predicted model, not a curated record. Gene Ontology annotation, molecular function: GTPase activator activity. The annotation marks the transcript as partial. NCBI's taxonomy places the organism in Eukaryota, Ichthyosporea, Ichthyophonida. Gene Ontology annotation, cellular component: GATOR1 complex.